UUGCUGUUAUAAACAAUGCAGCUUUUUUUUUUUUUAACUAAAGUGAUAGGUUUUAUCUUUUUUUGUAGAUGUGGAAAACCAUAUUCUGAGUCAUGUCUGAUAAACAAGGAAUACUCUGAAGAUAGUAACUCCGAACCAAAUGUGGAUUUGGAAAAUCAGUACUAUAAUUCCAAAGCGCUAAAAGAAGAUGACCCAAAAGCAGCAUUAAGCAGUUUUCAAAAGGUUUUGGAACUUGAAGGUGAAAAGGGAGAAUGGGGAUUUAAAGCACUGAAGCAAAUGAUUAAGAUUAACUUCAAGUUGACAAACUUUCCAGAAAUGAUGAAUAGAUAUAAGCAACUAUUGACCUAUAUUCGGAGUGCAGUCACAAGAAAUUAUUCUGAAAAAUCCAUUAAUUCUAUUCUUGAUUAUAUCUCCACUUCUAAACAGAAUUCUGAUUUUUUAUGUCAGAUGGAUUUACUGCAGGAAUUCUAUGAAACAACACUGGAAGCUUUGAAAGAUGCUAAGAAUGAUAGACUGUGGUUUAAGACAAACACAAAGCUUGGGAAAUUAUAUUUAGAACGAGAAGAAUAUGGAAAGCUUCAAAAAAUUUUACGCCAGUUACAUCAGUCUUGCCAGACUGAUGAUGGAGAGGAUGACCUGAAAAAAGGUACACAGUUAUUAGAAAUAUACGCUUUGGAAAUUCAAAUGUACACGGCACAGAAGAAUAACAAAAAACUUAAAGCUCUCUAUGAGCAGUCACUUCACAUCAAGUCCGCCAUCCCUCAUCCACUGAUCAUGGGAGUCAUCAGAGAAUGUGGUGGUAAAAUGCACUUGAGAGAAGGUGAAUUUGAAAAGGCACACACUGAUUUUUUUGAAGCCUUCAAGAAUUAUGACGAAUCGGGAAGUCCAAGACGAACCACUUGCUUAAAAUAUUUGGUGUUAGCAAAUAUGCUAAUGAAAUCGGGAAUAAAUCCAUUUGACUCACAGGAGGCCAAACCAUACAAAAAUGACCCAGAAAUCCUAGCAAUGACGAAUUUAGUAAGUGCCUAUCAGAAUAAUGACAUCACUGAAUUUGAAAAGAUUCUGAAAACAAAUCACAGCAACAUCAUGGAUGAUCCUUUCAUUAGGGAACACAUUGAAGAGCUUUUGCGAAACAUCAGAACACAAGUGCUCAUAAAAUUAAUUAAGCCUUACACAAGAAUACAUAUUCCUUUUAUUUCUAAGGAGUUAAACAUAGAUGUAGCUGAUGUGGAGAGCUUGCUGGUGCAGUGCAUAUUGGAUAACACUAUUCAUGGCCGAAUUGAUCAAGUCAACCAACUCCUUGAAUUGGAUCAUCAGAAGAGGGGUGGUGCCCGAUAUACUGCACUAGAUAAAUGGACCAACCAACUAAAUUCUCUCAACCAGGCUGUAGUCAGUAAACUGGCUUAACAGAGAACAAGCUUUCACAGACGUACUUAAUGCAACAGUGCAGAGAUGUAAUCCUUAAAAGAACUGGGAAUGGCAAAACUACUGUCGGUUGAUGUGUCCUGAAAAUUAUUGGAGUUAUGGCAGAAGUGCUUUUUUUGAUCAACUGGUUUGUGUUUUGCUGCUGCAUUUAUCCCAAGAAAAACAGCUUUAAUCUCCAGAAGAAAACCAAAAUGCCAUGGGAUUUAUGCUGUAUUGACAUCUUGCCCUAAAUAUACAACAUCAUAGUAAUUUGUCAUGGGCAACAUGACCAGAGAGAAGAUUUUUGUCAUGAUUUUAAAUACACUGACAUGUUACUGUUGGUUAAAUUUAAACAUGUUUUACCUGCAGAAAUUCUCUCACAAAUAACCUGCAAUAACUUGAAAUGCAUACCCUUUUGAACACUUCCUUUUCUCAUGUAUAAAUUAAAAUGUUUGCUGCAUUUUGCAAAAUGUCAAUUCUCCAAAAAUGUGUCCGUAUAUUUCUGUACCUGCAGUGUAGUAAAGGUUUAGAUGAAACCCCAUAAUUAUAGUGGCAUACUGUCACUUAGGUUUCAAGCAGCAAAAUAAACAGUGCAGCUCAGAAAUUGUAGUUUGGUUCUUGAUGUGUUUUUAUUACAUUUGGGGUUUUUGUUUUGUUUUUUAGUACCUUAGAAAUUUCAAAUUAUUUUAUCUUCAGUUAAUGAUUUUAAAAAGCCUGGGAGCAAAUAAGUUGGUUAUUUGCUUUCAGGUUUUUUAAAGUAGUCUUUAUUGAUAAAGUAAGAAGAACUAGUUUCUAACAAAAAACUUGCAUAGUACUUACUUUGACAGUGAUGCUUUAAAGGAAUAAAAUUCUUUUUUUUUUUUUUUGUAGGAAUGAUAUUCCUUUUUAAAAAUAAGUUCUAACUCUCAGAAUGUUCACUUUAAACAAAUAUGCCAGAACAUAGACAGCUAAAUGAAUGUUACCCUCUAUAGUGAUCAUGCUGGAAAAUUAUUUCCUAAUUCCAGCAAGCUACCAUUGCUCAAAACCUUUUGGGUUUUGCUCUUUUAGAAUUGUAUUCAGAGCUAAUUUAAGUCAUACACACUAUUAAGUUUAUGACUCACAUUAAGAAAACAAAAAGUAUUAUCAGGCUUGAUUUUUUUUUUUUUAUGGUUACCAUCACUUAGCACCAAAUGACUUUGGACAGUUUCCAAAAAUUAAUCUAUCUUUGAGGUAAUAGUAGAAAGGAUGCAGCUAGCUUUGAAGGCAAUCCCAAAAGAGUUUGAAAGGUAUUUUGAGCAGUGGUAGCAUAAGUAGGAUAAUGAACUAUGGCCUUCCAAGGUGACCACCUAAAAGGAAGCAUAGCUCAUUUGAAUGUAUUGAGUUUUGGAUGUAUUUGUUUCAUUUAAAAAAAAAAUCACAUUAUUUUAUAGUGUCAAAAGGAAGAACUAAGAUUAAGAUAAUUUUUGGUUUUUCUAUUGCUUGUCAUUAUGUAAAAAGAAGUGAGUGGCAGUUCAGAAGGAAGACUGUUGUAACUGAAGAAUGACAACCAAGAAUUUUUGAUCAUUAAAUCAGAUUUUAUAAACAGUGGAAGGAGCAUGGACUUAAAACAAGGCAUGCUUAUUCGGUUUUGUCAAAAUUUUACGAAAAUAUGUGAUAUAUAUUUAUACUAAAACUAUAUAAUCCUUAGAUUUAGGAAAGCAAUCAGUUAAUGUCUUUAGCAGAUUAAAGCAGUAUUAAAUACAGGUGCAACUUGGAAAUUGUAGAAAACUGAAAGAAAACGGAAGACAAAAUGUCUCUGGUAGGGAAUAAAAAAGUUUAAGAUAUUAUAAAA
This is a messenger RNA of Neogale vison (American mink), 3214 nucleotides long. RefSeq names its product COP9 signalosome subunit 2 (gene COPS2). Bases 16 to 1407 code for a protein of 463 amino acids. Gene Ontology annotation, cellular component: COP9 signalosome. The record is from RefSeq and is a predicted model, not a curated record. NCBI's taxonomy places the organism in Eukaryota, Metazoa, Chordata, Mammalia, Carnivora, Mustelidae. The transcript has 13 exons. Gene Ontology annotation, molecular function: protein binding. Gene Ontology annotation, biological process: protein deneddylation.